Molecule: messenger RNA, 2160 nt
Organism: Torulaspora globosa
Lineage: Eukaryota; Fungi; Ascomycota; Saccharomycetes; Saccharomycetales; Saccharomycetaceae
Gene: DBP7
Product: putative ATP-dependent RNA helicase
Exons: 1
Coding region: 1-2160 (719 amino acids)
Biological process (GO): ribosome biogenesis
Cellular component (GO): nucleus
Molecular function (GO): nucleic acid binding; RNA helicase activity; ATP binding
Source: RefSeq, a predicted model, not a curated record
AUGAGCGACGACGAUGGUAUGCUGUUGAAUUUCGACACCAACGCCGACUUCGGUGAGAAAACAGUUGCGAAAGUUACCGGUGGCAGAUGGAAGGACCGGCGAAGAUUGAAGAUGAUGGUUACUGGCCAGCAGCCUAACAAGAAACGGAAAAUUGAGAAGGCUCGAGAGAAUGAUCGGGAAAGACAGGAGAUUGUUCCGCGAGAGGCCUCCGUUGGGAAAAACGUCGAGGUGGAGGCGAAGAAUGCAAGAACAGCUCCCCUAGUAGCCGGUCCGCAGGUUGUGUCCUCACUGUUUACCUCAAACCGGGAGAUUUCUACGUCUAGUAACGAUAAUGCUCGUGAUGAGAGCGCGGUGCAUAAGCCCUCUAAUGCUCCCCUGUUCAAAGAUACUUUUGAGUCAGUCGGCGUACAAGAACUGCUGGUGAACCAUUUGAAGGAGAAAAUGAGAAUCCAGAAACCGACAAGUAUCCAGAAAUUGGUUUUUUCAUAUUUAUUGCUUGCUGAUGAGGGCAGGGACAAGGAUCUUUUCAUCAAUGCACAGACGGGAUCAGGUAAGACAUUGGCUUAUUUCCUGCCCAUCCUGUCUCGGAUUCUACAAAUGAACGUUAGAGUUGACCGUAAAUCAGGCUGUUUUGCCUUAAUUGUAGCCCCUACCCGUGAGUUGGCUUCGCAAAUUUACUCUGUCAUUUCUAUGCUGACCAACUGCUGCCACUACUUGGUGCCAUGCCUGCUGAUAGGUGGAGAGCGUAAGAAAUCGGAGAAGGCAAGACUGAGGAAGGGUUGUAAUUUUAUUAUUGGGACUCCCGGCCGGAUUCUCGACCACCUGCAGAAUACGCAAGUCAUCCGCGAGCAACUGAGCCAUACGUUGAGAUACAUUGUGCUCGAUGAAGGCGAUAAACUGAUGGAGCUUGGGUUCGAAGAGACAAUCAGGGAUAUUCUUAAUAUUCUUCACCAGGUACCCGUUAGCACCGAAAGGUAUCCUCAACUGCCCUCUCGGAUCGUUCAUGUUCUCUGCAGUGCAACUAUGCAGAACGGCGCUGCCAAGCUUGGUGAUGUUGCGUUGAAUGACUACAAGUUACUAAGCACUCGAAAGAAAAAACAUGACGACGCCAUAAAUGAAGCCCCAGAUCAGUUGCUCCAAAGGGUCGUUGUAGUUCCUCCUAAAUUGAGGCUUGUCACCUUGGCUGGUGGGUUGGACGAAAUCCACAGAAAGCACAAGCAGACGAAAAGUAGCCAAACGUCACGCACAAUGGUAUUCUUGUCGUGCUCCGACAGUGUCGAAUUCCACUACGAGACGUUCUCUUCCAACGACGCAUAUCACCGCAACCUUGUUGGCGAGAGUGUAAGAUUGAUGGACAAAGGUAACAGUAUACUGCCCAGUUUCUUAAGUGACACAGAUCCCGAUGUUGUCUUUUACAAGCUGCACGGUUCUCUCUCGCAACCAAUCCGUACGUCGACAUUGGAGUCGUUCAGCAAGGACUCUGCAUCGACCAAGGGCAAACACCUCAUAAUGUUUUGUACAGACGUGGCAAGCAGAGGUCUAGAUCUGCCGCACGUUGGGACGGUGCUGGAAGUCGAUCCUCCGUUCUCCACUGAGGAUCAUUUGCACAGGAUCGGUCGUACUGCUCGUGCUGGUCAGAGCGGUGAGGCGCUGUUGUUUCUGCUUCCUGGCGAAGAAGAGGGCUACCUUGGCAAGAUCAAGCCCUACCAUCCUAAGGGUUGGAAGCUUUUGAAGUACGACGAAGAUCUGUUAAAACCUGCCUUCCAGGAGACUAGCGUGAGGAGAAGCGACAGAAACGAUAAGCCUGAUGGUACUAUCCACGAUUGGGAUACUAAUGCAACGACAUGGCAUCUGAAUGUCGAAAGGCGUGUCCUCGAAGAUUCGACCUUCAAAUCUUUAGCCAUCAAGGCUUUCACAAGCCACGUCAGAGCCUACGCAACCCAUAUUUCAGAUGAGAAGGCCUUUUUCAACAUCAAAUUGCUUCAUCUGGGGCAUUUAGCCAAGAGUUUUGGUCUCAGAGAGAGACCAAAAGGUAUAGGGGCCCAGAACUCUAGUGAGAAGGACUCUAGUAAGAAGACUCCAAAAGAGAACACAAAGAAUAAGAUGUUCCGCUUAGCACGUAUGGCGGUCAAAGAAAGUGCUAGCGAGUUCAAUUACUAG